AUGUCGGUCAGUGCUCUCUCCAUGUACAAGAGCUGUCCGCCGGGUCUCACCUCCUCCAAUGGCACAGCUUGCAACACCGCCACGUGCAGCUCCCCCUUCGUCGCGCCAGACGCACGCACACCCAAGCCCACUGCCGACAAGCAGUGCAGCUCAUGCGACGCCGGCUUCGGGGGCAUCAACUGCAAUGUAUGCCAGUCGCCCGCCGCCUGUCAGGCACGCAAAUCGUCGCUCGGUCUCGGCUCCUCCUCCUCCCUCUUUGGCACCAACGACACGCUCGUGUGCCACAAGCAGCCCUCGGCCGUUCGCACCACCUACAUCGACUGCAACGUCAACCAGACCACAGUCAACGGCGUCUAUCCGGGCGAGCUGCGCAUGACCCUCUCCAAGACUUACCAGACCGACGACUUUGCCCGCACCGGCCUCGCCACCUGGUCCGAGCAGCCCAACACCGCCCUCUCCCAGGUAUGGCUCGACGGCGUGGAGCAGUUCUACUGCCAGGCGGCCGGAUGCACCGCCCGCAACUCGACAGAGACUCUCGACCCGCAAGCACGAUUCGGCAGCUCGCUCUGGACAUGCAACUCGCUCCAAUGCUACUGCAUCCCCGGCACGACCAUGUGCGGCAAGGGUCAGCUCGACCUCUCGCCCGUCAUCAACCAGCUCAACGGCACGCUCACCAUGCCUUGCGACUACCUCGACCCCACCAAUCCGACCGCCGCCUCCCACUGCGCCUUCCGUGGCGAGCUGCUCAACAACUUCCUCGGUCCAGAGGGUCUUCCGCUCGACCAGUGUCAGUUCGGCUCUUGCGUCACCCAGGCCGAGCUCGACACUUUUUGGGCCACCGGUUCGGGCGAGUCGAGUAGCAACGGCAGCGGCUCAGGACUCAGCAAUGCUGUCAUUGCCGGUCUUGUCAUCCUCGGCGUGGCAGUCGCCGCCAUCGCGGCGCUGCUCCUGAUCGGCCUCUGGCAACAGAGGAAGGCUAGGCGGCUGCCAAAGGGCGCCAUCGCCGAGCCGAUUGGCCUGCAGUGGCACAACCUAACCUAUGCCGUGCCAGACACCAGCGUCGGUCUGCGCAGGCGCAAGUCCACACCAAGCGCCGAGCAGCUCGCCGAGAUCGUGCCCUCCACGUCGUUCCACGCAUCGUCCGCUUCGGGUGGCGAUCUGACCGUGCUGCGCAACAGCUCGGGCCGUAUCGAGCCCGGCUGCAUGGUCGCCGUGCUAGGCCCUUCGGGCGCCGGUAAGACGAGUCUCGUCGAGAUCCUGGCAGGCCGCCACAAGAUCGGCCGCGUCUCGGGCGCCAUCCAAGCACUCGAUCCCGCCGCCACCGAGGCAUUCGAGGCGGGGCCAUCGCGACGCUCCAUCGGCUUUGUCGAUCAGGAAGACGCACUGCCUGCCUUCUCGACGGUGCGUGAGGCUCUGCAGAUGGCUGCCGACCUCUCGCUGCCGGACAACGUGUCGCCUGCCGAGAAGAGCGAGAUCGUCGGCACGACCAUUGCACAGCUUGAGCUGGAGCGCGUGGCCGACAAGCGCAUUGGCGAUUCUACCCGACGCGGCCUGUCGGGCGGCGAGCGAAGACGAGUGUCGAUUGGAUGUGCACUCGUCUCGCGCCCGCGUCUGCUCGUUGCCGACGAACCGCUUUCGGGCCUGGACGCCUUCUCCGCCUCACGCGUCGUGGCGGCGUUCCGCGAGCUGGCGCACGGCGCAGGUGCUGGCUCGACCACGGUCGUCGUCACGGUUCACCAGCCAUCGUCGGAGAUCUACUACAGCUUUGACCAGGUGAUGCUCAUGUCGCGCGGUGCGGUGCUGUACCAUGGCUCGCCGGCGGAUUCGCUCGAGUGGUGCCAGAAGAUGGGCGAAAGAUGUCCGCCGGGACACAACGUCGCCGACCACCUGCUCCGGAUCGCCUCGGCGCCGCACACGAGUACCGAGACACCGCUGCACGAAAAGUCGAGCAGUCUUUCGGACGGCGCUACCAGCGAUGCCGACAGGGGCUCGGUCGAGGCAGGCACACCGUGGGAGAAGGCGGUGGGUAGCGAGUCGAUGGCGUGCUUCAUGACGCAGUUCACCACGCUCUGUCGACGCAACUUCAUCACUGCGCGACGCGACCCCGGUGGAGCGCUGGCGCAUAUUGUGGGUGCGGUUGCAGUGGGUCUGAUUGUGGGCGGAUGCUUCUACAAGGUCAAGCUUACGAUCGCCGGGUUCCAGAACCGCGUAGGAUCGAUGUACUUUCUGUUCAUCCUUCUUUCGUUCUCGGCGCUGUCGGCAGCUACGGCGCUGGCCAAAGCACGUCCGCUCAUGAUGCGCGAACGUGCCAACGGCAUGUACGGCUCUCUGUCGUGGCUUGUCAGCUACCUCGUGUAUGAUCUGUCGCUGCUUCGGAUCGCCCCCGCGCUCAUCCUCAGCAUCAUCAUGUACUGGAUGGUUGGACUCCGCGCGCGUGCGAGCGCCUUUUUCGAAUUCGUCCUCAUCGCCGUACUCUUCGCCGUGGCCAUGGCGCUGUACAACAUGCUGCUGGCGGCGGUGGUGGAGGAUGUAUCCGUAAGCAUCCUGCUGGGCGGAUUGUUCAUCCUGUUCAACAUUGGAUUCGGCGGCUUCUUGCUCAACCUCAACGAGCUGCCGCAGGUGUUUAGAUGGCUCCAGUGGAUCUGUCCCAUGAAGUACGCGCUCGAGGCAGUGGCGAGUCACGAGCUCAGCGGACUCCAGCUCGUCGAUACCGUAGGCGGCGUGUCGAUCACGGCCAGCGUAUCCGUCUUCUCGGGCAACCUGUUUGCGUUCAAGGCCGACGCGUUCUAUAGGGACCUGCUCGUGCUUGCGCUGGGCUUUGUGCUGGGCUUGUUCAUCCUCCUGGCCUGCGCAGUCACCUGGAGGAUGCGCGAACGACGCUAG
Messenger RNA from Moesziomyces antarcticus, 2883 nucleotides. Its product is annotated as ABC transporter. Gene Ontology annotation, molecular function: ATP hydrolysis activity; ATP binding; ABC-type transporter activity. The coding region runs from base 1 to 2883 and encodes 960 amino acids. The transcript has a single exon. Gene Ontology annotation, cellular component: membrane. Lineage: Eukaryota; Fungi; Basidiomycota; Ustilaginomycetes; Ustilaginales; Ustilaginaceae. The record is from RefSeq and is a predicted model, not a curated record.